AUGACCUCCACGGAAGCCGUGCCACCGCCGAAUACGGCGGAGUUUUGGAUUAAACACCUGCAACUGAUGCCGCACCCGGAGGGUGGCUACUUUUCCGAGGUGGUGCGCAGCGCGCACCAGGUGGACAACGAGGAGGGCAACCGCCGCCACGCCUACACGAGCAUUUACUUUCUCUGCACCCCGGAGAGUCCCUCCCACCUGCACCGCCUCUGCUCGGACGAGACGUGGAUGUACCACGCCGGCGACCCGCUGGAGCUGCAUUUCAUUCUGAAGGAUUCGCAAGACGAGGACCGCAUUGCCGCACAGCCUCCCGCAGCACCACAAGCGGAGACGGACGGCGCAGAUGCGCGGCCGCCGUACCAGGUGUACCGUCGUGUCCUAGUUGGCGCGCGCAUAGAGAGGGGUGAACUGCUGCAGUACACCGUUCCUGGUGGGGCCAUCUUUGGCAGCUCCGUGGCCACAGACGGUGAGGAUGCGCAGGCUGGCUACUCGCUUUUGAGCUGCAUCGUGAGUCCCGGCUUCGACUACCGCGACCUAGAGAUCUUCACGCAGGCGCAGCUGAUGGAACUGUGCCCGCAGCACGAGGCGGUCAUCAAGCAGAUGGCCUACGAGACGCUACCGAAUAAUUCGCGCUUGCAUAAAACAAGAAUCUAG
This is a messenger RNA of Leishmania mexicana MHOM/GT/2001/U1103, 654 nucleotides long. RefSeq lists its product as hypothetical. The coding region runs from base 1 to 654 and encodes 217 amino acids. Gene Ontology annotation, cellular component: intracellular anatomical structure. NCBI's taxonomy places the organism in Eukaryota, Euglenozoa, Kinetoplastea, Trypanosomatida, Trypanosomatidae. The transcript has a single exon. The record is from RefSeq and is a predicted model, not a curated record.